AUUUUGUUCUUCCUCUGAAUAAUCCAAUAUGGCUAAGAAGGACGUUGCUGCUAAGCCUAGCUCCUCUUCUGGAGGAAAGAAAGCCAAGAAGAAGUGGUCUGCCAAGAAGGUGAAGGAUAAGGCUAACAAUAUGGUUGUUUUGGACAAACCCACUUACGAACGUUUGUUUAAGGAAGUACCUACCUACAAGCUCAUCAGUCAAUCUGUUUUAGUUGAUCGUCUCAAGUUAAAUGGUUCUCUUGCUCGUGUCGCUCUCAAGGAACUCACUGCUCAAGGACUUAUCAAGCCUCUUACCAUUCACCAUGCUCUCAAGUUAUCUACACUCGUGUUACUGGUGAUGAAGACAAGAAGAAGGUUGCUGAUGAAGAAUAAACUAGUUUUACAAUUGUACAAAUCAUGAUAUAUUCAAAUAAAGACUUGAUUGAUAGGUUUUUAUUUUAAGUUUACUCGAUUUUU
This is a messenger RNA of Halteromyces radiatus, 456 nucleotides long. RefSeq names its product S25 ribosomal protein-domain-containing protein. The record is from RefSeq and is a predicted model, not a curated record. Gene Ontology annotation, cellular component: cytosolic small ribosomal subunit. The coding region runs from base 29 to 400 and encodes 123 amino acids. NCBI's taxonomy places the organism in Eukaryota, Fungi, Mucoromycota, Mucoromycetes, Mucorales, Cunninghamellaceae. Gene Ontology annotation, molecular function: structural constituent of ribosome. The transcript is spliced from 3 exons.